AUGGUGAUCAUGAUGAACUGUGUGGACGUAAGUGACGGACUAUCGUUCUUCAUCAAGGUGGAUGAACGCGCCACGAUGCGAGAUGCCAAAGUGGCUAUCAAGACGAGCAAUCCAAACACAUUUGGGCACAUCGACUUCAGGUCGUUGUUGCUAUUUGCAGCGAAAGGCCCGGAUGGCGUGUUUUUCCCACUUCGCUCUUCUCGUUUGAGGAAACUGCAAGCUGGCGUCGCAGCCCGUCGUGUAUCGAAGCUGCUUUCGAGAAACCUCGAGCUCGAUGACAAUGCGUCUGUGAGAUCUGAGCUCGGAGAGAAGCUGAGUUUGUCCGACGCCCACCUACUGGUCGUUGUUGGUGCACGGUGUGUCGAGUUCGUCUUGGCUGGAAUCGGACCCAGUAUCUUCCUAGCAACGAUUGAAUUGAAGAGACCCGCGGAGGAGCUGCUACAAGCAAUCACAACAGCAGCCAGCAUUCCUCGCGUGUUCCUGGCUAAGGAGAAGCAUGGCAAAUGA
Messenger RNA from Phytophthora sojae, 507 nucleotides. RefSeq lists its product as hypothetical. The transcript has a single exon. The coding region runs from base 1 to 507 and encodes 168 amino acids. The record is from RefSeq and is a predicted model, not a curated record. NCBI's taxonomy places the organism in Eukaryota, Oomycota, Peronosporomycetes, Peronosporales, Peronosporaceae.